Molecule: messenger RNA, 1854 nt
Organism: Punica granatum (pomegranate)
Lineage: Eukaryota; Viridiplantae; Streptophyta; Magnoliopsida; Myrtales; Lythraceae
Source: RefSeq, a predicted model, not a curated record
AGUCAACUCUGCCAUAAACGCGUUAUUGAAAGCAAGCCAAAUGGCUCUCUUUGCUCAAUACUUCAGUCAAAUUCACAGCUCCUAUCAAUUUUGAGAUGGGGAACUCACAUAUCAAAGGAUUCAAUAAACAAGACGAAGGCUUCUCCUUCAGGAACGGGGAAUUGAUCUUACGGCAACUUAUUGCUUCAUUCGAUGGGAAAUCCCUUCCCCUGCGCGUCUUCUCUAACAAAGAGCUCGACGACGCGACAAACGGGUUCGACGAGAGCAGGUUCAUCAAGCGUGAUUCCCUGUGGACCCUGUAUAAAGGGAGUCACGAUGGUCGGUUCAUAUCGGUGAAGUUGUUCAACACUUCCUUGAUCGACAAGGCAAAGGUCCUAGAGAAGAUAAUCAACGAGGUAGCGAUCGCCUCGCAGAUGGGUAAGCACAAGAACAUCCUGAAGCUCUUGGGCUACUGUGCCGAAUCCGAACUUCCGCUCCUGGUCUAUGAGUACGCUGAGAAUGGAGACUUGUCUCAGUACAUAUCUAGAGACAGCGAGCUACCGUUACCAUGGGAGAGCCGGUUGAGGAUAUUGAAUGAGGUAGCUAAUGCUGUCUCAUUUCUGCAUUACGGGACGUCUCGGGUGGUCGUCCAAGGAGAUAUAAAACCGUACAACAUAUUCUUGGACGACAAGUUCAGCGCAAAGCUAGGCGACUUUGUUCUCUCCAAGUUGAUUCCACUGGGGGAGGACCAUAUCAGGGAGGAUAUCGUGGCGGAAACUUAUGGAUACAUGGCCCCUGAAUCGGCAACAGGGGCUCGCUUUUCAGAGAAGAGCGAUGUUUUCGGCCUCGGAGUCGUGAUCUUGCAGGUAUUGACCGCGAGGAGGGUCGUGGACUUGUACGACCCUGAAAAUUGGAUUCCUCGGAGCAUGAACGAGUUCUUCUCUGCAGCUCAUAUUGCAGGAGGAGGAAGUAUGCAGCAGCAGAUAGAAGAGUGUGCGGAGCUCGUGAGGAGAUGUUUCAUGAGGAAUCCCGAAGAGAGGCCGACCAUGAUCGAAGUGGCUAAAUCUCUUCGUAUGAUAAGAAGACUCUCCAAACAGAGGUCAGAAAACUGUACCGGCUAAACUCGAAUUACAGAAGAAUGAUUGCAGGAGACAUCGAUUUCACCUUACCUUUCAAAUGAUGGAAAAUCAAGGUCGAUGAAUUUUAUCGACGAAAAUACAACAGAGUUUCACAAUAAGCAAGCAAUUCAAAUUACAUUACAACAUAUGGUGAGAUAACUUUUGAUGCGAUAAAGGUUUAUAUUCGAACUUUUGCCGUUACAAUUGGCAUCAUGUAUGCCUGUAAACACAAAUCGGAGUUAGCCCCGAUUCUGCCAAUAAUCAGAAUUCAAGAGUAUUGUUUAGAGAUCCUGAGUGGAAGUGGAGUAGCAGCCUUUGGCACCUCACUUGCGAAGCUCUCAAAUGUUCCUCUACAAAGUUAUCCCCUUUGUUUUCUUUGUUCACCGUCUUGAGCAGCUUAUCCUCUUUGUCAUCCCAUGAAAUGCCUCAACAUAGCUUCAAUCUGAAUUCUCAAUAUCACCAAUAAUCGUACUACUGGGGAUCAAAGGAAAUAGAAGGCCCAGCUGCAGGAGAGACCGGUGCACGAUAGAGCCACAUCGAUCAUAGCCAUCACUUCAUCCUAGUCGAAGUUCAAUCCCAUGUCCCAACCUCAGGUCAAUCAGACCUAUUGCCUUGCUGUUCUCGAAUGUGCCUACCCUACAUAAUAGAACUUAAGCAAUUACUCAGAAAACUAACUUGUAUUAUGAGUUUAAGCCGCUAAGAACUGUCAGAUCCAUCGUAUAUGACUCAAUAAUAUAAGAUCAAAUAAUCAACGUAA